Messenger RNA from Symsagittifera roscoffensis, 1497 nucleotides. Its product is annotated as tubulin alpha-1 chain-like. Lineage: Eukaryota; Metazoa; Xenacoelomorpha; Acoela; Convolutidae. Gene Ontology annotation, biological process: microtubule cytoskeleton organization; mitotic cell cycle. The transcript has 6 exons. Gene Ontology annotation, molecular function: structural constituent of cytoskeleton; GTP binding. The record is from RefSeq and is a predicted model, not a curated record. The coding region runs from base 97 to 1467 and encodes 456 amino acids. Gene Ontology annotation, cellular component: cytoplasm; microtubule.
CACCAGUUGCGAUCUUUUUUCAUACAAUUUUGCUUCUCAAAACUGAAGCAUUCGUUCAACUUAGACUAGUUUUUUGCUUGAAACUACUUUUCCAUCAUGAGAGAGGUCAUUUCAGUGCACGUGGGCCAGGCGGGUUGCCAGAUCGGGAAUGCAUGUUGGGAGCUGUACUGUCUGGAACAUGGCAUACACCCGGAUGGACAGAUGCCCAGCGACGCCACCGUCGGUUUUGGAGACGACUCGUUUAACACGUUCUUCUCUGAGACUAGUUCGGGUAAGCAUGUACCUCGGGCGGUGUUCGCCGACUUGGAGCCGAGUGUGGUGGACGAGACGAGAGGCGGCACAUACAGACAUCUGUUCCACCCGGAACAACUCAUCACCGGCAAGGAGGACGCCGCAAACAACUAUGCCAGGGGCCACUAUACUGCUGGCAAGGAGAUCAUAGACAUGGUGAUGGACAAACUGAGGAAGCUGGCAGACCAGUGCACUGGACUCCAAGGAUUCCUCAUCUUCCACUCCUUUGGAGGAGGAACUGGGUCCGGGUUCGGCUCUCUGCUCAUGGAACGCCUUUCAGUCGAGUACGGCAAGAAGUCUAAGCUCGAGUUCGCUGUCUACCCGGCGCCACGGAUCUCGACUGCUGUCGUGGAACCCUAUAACACUGUCUUGAGUACCCACACGACUCUGGAGCACUCAGAUUGCUGUUUCAUGGUCGACAAUGAGGCCAUAUACGAGAUAUGUCAUCGAAACUUGGACAUCCCUAGACCCUCGUACACGAACUUGAACCGACUUGUUGGCCAGAUUGUGAGUUCAAUUACUGCAUCAUUGCGAUUUGACGGAGCUUUGAACGUGGACUUGACCGAGUUCCAGACAAACUUGGUUCCCUACCCAAGGAUCCACUUUCCACUUGCGACGUUCGCUCCUGUGAUUUCAGCCGAGAAAGCUUUUCACGAGCAGCUGACAGUUGCCGAGAUCACGAGCGCGUGCUUUGACCCGAUGAACCAGAUGGUUAAAUGUGACCCGAGACACGGAAAGUAUAUGGCAUGUUGCAUGUUGUACCGAGGCGAUGUUGUUCCUAAAGAUGUGAACGCAGCCAUUGCAGCUAUUAAAAAGAAGACCCAGAUCCAAUUUGUAGACUGGUGUCCCACUGGGUUCAAAGUGGGCAUCAACUACCAGCCGCCAACCAUGGUUCCAGGAGGUGAUCUGGCGAAAGUGAAACGAUCAGUGUGCAUGUUGAGCAACACCACCGCCAUCUCAGAGGCAUGGGCCAGACUGGACCACAAGUUCGACCUCAUGUAUGCCAAGCGGGCAUUCGUCCACUGGUUCGUGGGGGAGGGGAUGGAGGAAGGCGAAUUCGCCGAGGCCCGGGAGGACUUGGCUGCCCUGGAAAAGGACUACGAGGAAGUGGGGAUAGACUCCGUGAAUGACGACGACGAUCAGGCACCUGGUCCAGACCAAUCGGAUGAUUUCUAAUUCCAAGAGGACUUCUCCAAGAUGCCAAAG